Messenger RNA from Prorocentrum cordatum, 1405 nucleotides. The record is from the annotation of a GenBank genome assembly. Lineage: Eukaryota; Dinophyceae; Prorocentrales; Prorocentraceae.
GGCUUCUGAUGAAUCAGGUGUACGUCCCCAUCUCGUGCGCCACGCGUGAGUUGGGAGUGCAGCUGAAGGGCUUCAUCGAGGAGCUUGGGGCCGUCGUUGUUCUCUUCCGGGACGAUGGCGGGUGCCUCGUCCAAGAAGGUGCCUCUGGUGUCGGACUCUCGUGGCAGGAGAAGCUGGAGCGGGACCAGCGGUGGCUCCUGGAGCAGCAGCUGGUGAUGAAGCCUCGCGACCUGGACCUGAACAUCCUCGAGAGCUGGCCGACCCUGGGGGACGCACUGAUGGACUCCGUCAUGCUGGGGAGCCACACGGUGGUGGACUCGAGCUCGGAGGCGUUCGAGGAGGUCCAGCACUACCAGAAGAGCAGGAAGAAACUGCCGACGCCGCUGAAGGAGUUCGUGGACGAGGAGUGCGGGGAGCCGGCGGACAUCAAGGGCAAGCAGAAGCAGAAGGACGGCAGCGACUUAGUGGAGGAGUCCAUUCAGCCGCGGGCCAAGAAGAUGCCGAUGGCGGCGUGGAGGCCAUCCAAACAGGGCCUACUGCUGCUGACGGCAGCCACCAACAACAAGGUCAAAAAGGACAACAAUAGAGUGGCUUGGCGACCCAGCGCGGAGACACUCGCAGGUGACCCACUACGUCAAGAAGUGGCGCUGCGGAUGGUGCAGGGAGGUGAACCUGGGCUUCCGCGAGCGCUGCCGCAAGUGCUCGGAAUGGGCUCCAGCGGAGACGCAGCGCCAACAGCAGUUGCAGAAGGAGGAGCUGGCCUGCAGCAGACACCAGCAGCGGGAGCAGGGGGAGGAUAUCAAGCCGGUGGGAGAGAGGAACCGCUGGACCAGGUCGACUCCGAGUGCGACAAGCUCCACGACUGGUGGCACGAGCAGUGCAGCGAAGGCUCCCUCACAGAGUUCGGAGACGCAGAGGUGAUCGACAUCUCGGAUCCCACGGACGACCCCAUCAAGGGCCUGGAGCUCGUCGGGCGCACCUCCCGCAAGGGCAGGAGCACGAAGGGCAAGGGCAAGAAGAGGCAGCAGGACAGCCUCGCCUACCUUGAGGCGCUCUCCGACGAGCAGCUCAAGGCGCUGGCGAUCAGGAAGAUCGGGUCCUGGGAUGGGGUGCAUCGGCGCCUUAUAGCCUGGGGGUCGGAUCGUAGCUAACUCCUCGUCGCCUGGGCUGGAUUCGCCUCGUUGUCGGGCGCUGCCGUGGGGUGGCGCUCUCGUCGCCGGGGUUGCUGGAUCUGCCUCGAUUUUGUUGGCCUGCAUCGGGAGGCUCUUUGGGUUCGGCUCGCCUCGUCGCCGUGCUGGUUCCCUUCGUUUUCGCUGAGCCAUUGGGCUCGGCGCGCGUCUCUGCGUCGGUAGGGCCGCUUCGGGCUGUGUCCCAGGGCUGAAAGAUACCAGCCGAAUCAUCAGAG